AUGUCGUCCAGAAUCGAAAUAGUCUUGAACAACACGAGAUCUGAUCGCUUAUCACCGAUCGCCACACUAUCUGACGUCUACGACGGUAGGUCUCGGAGUGCUGAGACAGAUUAUGCUGCCAGACAGGCAUGCAGAUUUUCCUCAUGCUUAGCACGCCUUGUUAAGACAAGCUUAGUUUUCAUCACAGAGCGUCUCCAACGUGCUGUCGUCGUGGAGGAGGAACCACCCAGUGACUUGCUUGACAAGACUGUGAAGAAUGAUAGUUCAACUAGUCUUCGAAUGGAGUUGAAAAUGUCGAAUCUCGGAAGUCCCUACCAGAGAACGUGGUUCCGCUGUGCAUCGUAG
Molecule: messenger RNA, 345 nt
Organism: Necator americanus (New World hookworm)
Lineage: Eukaryota; Metazoa; Nematoda; Chromadorea; Rhabditida; Ancylostomatidae
Exons: 1
Coding region: 1-345 (114 amino acids)
Source: RefSeq, a predicted model, not a curated record